This is a messenger RNA of Annulohypoxylon truncatum, 621 nucleotides long. RefSeq names its product DUF1783-domain-containing protein. The coding region runs from base 1 to 621 and encodes 206 amino acids. The transcript has 2 exons. The record is from RefSeq and is a predicted model, not a curated record. Gene Ontology annotation, biological process: mitochondrial respiratory chain complex IV assembly. Gene Ontology annotation, cellular component: mitochondrial inner membrane. Lineage: Eukaryota; Fungi; Ascomycota; Sordariomycetes; Xylariales; Hypoxylaceae.
AUGUGGUCUAGAUUAGUGCGCCGUAGGGCGCUCUUUUCAAUAAGAAGCCAAUUUACCUCUACAACUAGGAAUCAAAUCCAAAGGCGGACGCUAGUCUCGGCGCCCAAGCCCGGCGAUGGCCCUCUCAUGGAGAGACGUCCAGACCGGGAACUCCCAAACAUAAAUACAUUCAAAUGGGGCCGCACGUUCCCGGUCUUCCUGGCGAUCAUCGCCGCGUCGAGCGUCGCCAUCUUCAACUACCAGAAGCUGUCGAGCCCGGUGGUGGCGUCGACGCUGUACGCGCUGCGGACGAACGCGAAGGCGCGCGAGUACCUGGGCGACGAGAUCUACUUCAAGCACCAGAUCCCGUGGAUCUCGGGCCAGAUGAACCAGCUGCGCGGCCGCAUCGACAUCCGCUUCCCCGUCAAGGGCACCCGCGCCACCGCCGUCAUGCGCUUCACGAGCGCCCGCCCCACGCCCCGCGGCGUCUUCGAGACCACCGAGUGGAGCCUCGAGAGGCCCGACGGCUCCAAGAUCGACCUGCUGGACGGGAACGACCCGUUCAAGGCCAUCGCGGCCUUCCCGAUGGAUGAGGACGAGCGGGAGGAGGCGACGAGGGGGUUUAGACAGCAGCUUAAGUGA